AUGACCAUCUUUACCGUGAAGCCCUUUUUCUUUUUUGCCUUACUUACCGCCGCGGAGGGAGCGAGAGGCUUCGGAAGGUGCCUUUUUGCUUUCCCGUGGCCUGAGUUGCUGUUGCUGUCGCUUCGUAAUUCCUAUAUUAACCUUUGGUCACCUUCUUCCCCGCCCGAUGCGCGUGCGACUUGUCUACUCUUUUGCCGCCUCUCCGGAAUGAAGCAGCGGGUUUCAACAGGAGGAGAAGCGCCUUGUCCGCCGCGCGACUGCGCACGCACGCACACAGACACGGGCACGAUGCCGCUUAACCCCCGCAUGCGCGUUCGCCUCAUUGGCCCCAGCGGGCACAAGUCCGACUAUCACUGUGCGACGCUGCUUGGGAAUUGGCGGGAGGAGCGGAUGACAUUUGGGUUCAAGGAUGCGGCAAAGGAGCCGCUGGAAACCCAGACGACAUAG
Molecule: messenger RNA, 447 nt
Organism: Trypanosoma conorhini
Lineage: Eukaryota; Euglenozoa; Kinetoplastea; Trypanosomatida; Trypanosomatidae
Exons: 1
Coding region: 1-447 (148 amino acids)
Source: RefSeq, a predicted model, not a curated record